Messenger RNA from Bufo bufo (common toad), 2932 nucleotides. RefSeq names its product metaxin 3 (gene MTX3). The coding region runs from base 223 to 1149 and encodes 308 amino acids. Lineage: Eukaryota; Metazoa; Chordata; Amphibia; Anura; Bufonidae. The record is from RefSeq and is a predicted model, not a curated record. Gene Ontology annotation, cellular component: SAM complex. The transcript is spliced from 9 exons. Gene Ontology annotation, biological process: mitochondrion organization.
UGGGCGGGGUAAAACAAUGUACGGAGUGGGCGUGGUCUAUGAAUGUUUACCUCUGCUGAUUCCCCGUAGGGGGCGGGGCUCAGCAGGGAUCCUUUGCGAUGUAUGUAAUGGCGUGGCUCCGCCCCUUCGGGGGAUGGACGUUGUGUGAGGUUCAGUCUACGGCAGGAAAUUCCGGACCGACGCUCCGUUGUUGUGGCCGGUUUGCCCCGGGGACUCCCCGUGAUGGAGCUGAGGUAUUGGGGUGGUGACUGGGGGCUCCCCUCCGUGCACCCCGAAUGCCUGGUUGUGCUGGCAUAUGCAAAAUUUGGUGGAGCCCCCCUAGUACUGAAUCCUGUGGAUUAUACCUGGGCAAAUUCACAAGAUGUAGUGCCCACGUUAACAUACCAGGACGACAUUGUUACGCAGCCUGUCAACAUUUUAAACUGUUUUAGGAAACAGAAAUAUAAUGCUGAUUAUGUGUUGUCGGCCAGAGAGGGAUCCGACACCCUGGCAUACGUUGCCCUCCUUGAAGAGAAGCUGCUUCCUGCAAUAUUGCACACAUUUUGGGUCGAUUCUGACAAUUAUUCCGGGGUGACGCGGCCGUGGUAUGCUUCACGGAUUCCUUUCCCUCUAUGUUUCUACUUGCCUGGCAAGAUGUCUAGAGAAGUUUUGAAUAGAAUUCUAGUGACCAAAGGACAGCCGCCGCUGUACAGCAUGAAUGAAGUGGAAGCUCAGAUCUAUAAAGAUGCCAAGGAAUGUCUGAAUCUCCUCUCCAACAGACUCGGAAAGUCGCAGUUCUUUUUUGGAGACAAGCCUACAACCCUAGAUGCCUUUGUUUUUGGUUUCCUUGCCCCCCUCUAUAAAGCUCGUCUACUCAAGGUUCAGCUACAAGAACACUUAAAGCAGCUUCCCAACUUGUGUGACUUCUGCGACCACAUUCUCUGCGCCUAUUUCACGGAGCAUGCUGAAGGAACCUCUCCUGCUGGCCAGGAAGCAAUAGAUGCAAACUUGCAGAAACUCACACAGCUUGUAAAUAAGGAGUCCAACCUAAUAGAAAAGAUGGAUGACAACCUCCGGCGAAGCCCUCCGAACCGUCCCAAGACCAUGACAACACUACAACCCUCAGCGUGCGCUGAACCCCGACAUUCCAGCCUUCUCCUCACUCCAUGAAUGGUGACUUGAAUCUCGCACCUGCCGCUCACCAGUUACGUCCAGGAAUUCUGUGUUCUGCCUCUUCUUCCUUGCGGCUGCUUGUGGCGUUAGUGCUGACUCUUUUUAAAGAUGAUGCUUCUCCAAAUAUUCAUAUGGGAGCAUAUUAAAAAUGCAAUAAACCGAUCACGGACCCUGUUUGUACCAUUAUGACGUAUUUUAUGCCAGAGACACACUAGCACAGUGUCAUUUCCCUAUGACUGGGAAUCCAUAAGUAGUCAACUGUGGUGUUCCAGGAGAUCUUUUCUCGACAGGAACGCACAAGCGUGCAUUUCCCUUAGAGGGGUUGUCCAUAAUUAUAACAAAUUCCCUGCUAUCUUUCAAAAACAGCACUACCACGAUCCACAGGUUGUGUGUGGUAUUGCAGCUCAGCCUCAUUCACUUCAAUAGAGCUGAGCUUCACACAACCUGUGGACAGAUGUGACACGGUUAUUGGACAAAAGUAGUCAUGUUUUCUAAUCCCGUAUAUCCUCUUUGAUAUAACAAACUUAUACUUUUUGUCGCAUUUGUUUUUAUAGCUUUUAGUAUAAACGGGUUUUUUCAGGACAGACAUUGAUAACCAAUCACUGGAAUAUCAACGCCAUCAAUGUACGAUUGGCAAAGUCCAACUAUUCUGACCCUGACAGAUUGCUAUACCAAAAUGGCAGUGGUUAUCUUGGCUAUGCAACUUGGUCUACUAGCGGUUUACUCCAGAGCUGCAUUCUCGGUCGGGCAAUCAUAGUCAAUGGGUAACCACAGUGCCUCCGAGGUAGAGCCAAGCGGAAGGACAGGAGACAAAGUGGCACAUUGCCUUCCUAGCACUGCUGAACCUUCAUUAAUGGUCAUUGGAGGUCACAGCAUUCAAAGCCGACCCAAGGAGACAUUGAUGGCAAUGCCUAGUGAAAUUCCACAAUUGCUGUCAUGAGAUAAGCGUUUAGUGCUUGCUGUUAUGUUCUUGUGUUGGUAAUUUCCCAAACCACGUGGGCAGCAUGUAAGAGUGACAUUCCCACAUGCAUUUGUCCUUGCACGCCCCCCGACAUCAGCUUGAGCCACAGUCCCAUUGUCUCUAGGGUGAGUAAAUAUUGUUGAUGCAGCAAGAAUUUGAGCUCAAAUUUCCUACAUUUCCUAUAGCUGGUCUUACACAUCAGAUUGUUGUCAGCUAAAUAUUUGUUUGACAGUUAUUCCUCCAGAUUCCUUCUUCCACAUGCAUACUGGGUUCAGCUGAGUGUGCAUGUGUUCUCAACCGGGAGGAUAAGCUGCUGCCAGAUACCUCAGGUGACUUCUCUCCCUUGAGAUCCAAAGGCAUGUUGAAAUCCAACUACCCAGUCCUUUUUUCCCACAGCAUCAACCAUUAAGGGAGAGUCACGACACCGCCAUACUUUAAACGUUCGAUCGGCGGGUUCGGCUGACAUUUAUCUAAUGCCCAAUUUAUGGCUCUUGGGGAGAUGUAUGUGCUGGCAUCCUGACGCUAGUGCUGCCCCUGUAUCUAUCUGUGAGGGGGUGAGUUACAACUUGAUUGAAAACCAAAAUUGUGUGUCUAGCAGUCUGCGGACUCUUUGUGGCACUAUUAUGACUUAUUGGAUUUUCUAUGACAUUCCCUGUGAAACUACAAGAGUAUUUUGUAUUGUACAGUUUAGUAAGCAUUUCUUAUAUAACUAUAUGAUAUAUCAGAAUGUCUUAGGCUACUUUCACACAGGCGUUUUGGUUUCUGUUUAUGAGAUCCGUUCAGGGAUCUCACAAGCGGUCCAAAACGGAUCAGUUUUGC